AUCGAAGCUUCAGACUUAAGUUAAACAUCCUUUUAUCUCUCUCUUUCUCUUCUUCAUUUCAUUAGCCAAUGGGUAUUUGCAGCUCCUGUGACUCAACACAUGUCGCCACCGCGAAGAUCAUUCUACAAGAUGGAAGAUUGCAGGAGUUCUCGUACCCAGUUAAGGCUUCUUACGUGUUGCAAAAGUACCCUGCUUCGUUUAUUUGCAACUCCGAUGAAAUGGACUUUGAUGACGUCGUUUCAGCCAUUAGCGACGACGAAGAACUGCAGCCUGGUCAGCUCUACUUUGCUUUACCGUUAAGUAAAUUACAUUACCCACUUCAGGCUGAAGAAAUGGCCGCAUUAGCGGUGAAAGCCAGCGCCGCAUUAAUGAAGAGUAGUGAUAAAUGCGGGUGCCGCAAAAAGUCGGUGUGUCCGGUAAAGUUUUCCGGUGAUACUUCUACCCGGAAGGUUACCUCCGAUCAGAGUGGUUCCGGGGCCCGAUUAAAGAGAGGAGGAAGGAGAAAGUUUACGGCAAUGUUGAGUGCUAUACCUGAAUAGGGAUAUGGUAGAAAGCAAGUCUGUUAAAGCAAUACCUGAAACAAGAAGGGUAUUUUAGAGAAAAAAAUUGUAAAUAUUUAACGAUCUAGGGCUUAUUACGCCGGAAUUCUGUUCGGUGAUGUGAUGAAGAGGUCGGAGUUUAGAUUUCAUUUGGGUCUCAACCAUGUGAGGGUCGUGUUACAAUUUUACCCCUAAAUGGGUUGUUGAGAAUCAUGUAUAAAUAAUUACCCAUAUUACUUUAUUCA
Mangifera indica (mango) is the source of this 784-nucleotide messenger RNA. RefSeq lists its product as uncharacterized. Lineage: Eukaryota; Viridiplantae; Streptophyta; Magnoliopsida; Sapindales; Anacardiaceae. The record is from RefSeq and is a predicted model, not a curated record. Bases 69 to 539 code for a protein of 156 amino acids. The transcript has a single exon.